GAGGUAAUUCCUUAUCAUCUCUCCACAUCUCCCAUUCUGUCUGAGGGAACUGCUUUAAUGGAAGCUCAGAUGAAGAGGAACUCCAUAGACAGGAUAAGAAACCUGGACAGCAGUGCAUCCUCACAAGUACCACCCCAAGCCCAUGGAUCACAGCCUUCUGCUGAAACAUCACCAGUCUGUAGCUCUGUGAAAAAAAGGAGGAAAAAGAGGAGGAAGUCUACCCAUAAAAUAGACAGCUUAAAAAGAGAGGACAAUGGAGACACAUCAGAAGAUGAAGACAUGUUUCCUAUAGAGAUUAGCUCAGAGGAAGAAAAAGAACCAUUGGACAAUUCAAGGAUCCUCGUUCCAGAUGUGUUUGUUGAUGAAGUAUCUGACAUAAAGGCUCCUGCAGUUUCUACGUUUUCUCAGUCUGCAUCUUACCCUCGUUCAGAUGGAGAAUGGUCACCUCUUCAAAGUAAGCCUAUAGAUUGCACAGGGCAAUCCUCUCUUCUCACUGUUCCAGCAGACGGAGGCCUAUCUAACUCUUGUCCUCAACAAUCUUCUCACUUUUCUCCUCCAGACAGCCCAUCAGGUUCACGCCCUCCUACUCCUAAAAGUGACUCAGAAUUAGUCAGUAAACCUAUGGAGAGAAGUGGACUGAAGAAUAAUCCCCACAUGCACUGGGCCUGGGGAGAGCUACCGCAGGCUGCAAAGGCCAGUUCUCUGCUUAAAGCAAAGGAACCCAGCAUGGUGGAUGUAAAUCCUUCUGAAAGCACUCACUUUCGGGUCAUCCAAAGUUCUACUAUAGAGGACUUCAACACUGUGUCUCCUCUGCCUGCCCUUGGACAAGCAGAUGCAGCAAAUGCUGAUGAAAGCGAGCCCUUACCGGCUGAGACAAAUAAGCCAGAGACAGAGUCUCCAGGAGCAGCUGUACCACCAUUGCCUGCCAGUGAAGAAGUAAAACAAGCUGCAGCUUGCUCAGCCCAACCAGCUGUCAAGACAGAUUCCCCUUCCAGAAAGAAAGACAAACGAAGCCGGCAUCUUGGUGCUGAUGGUGUCUAUUUAGAUGACCUCACAGACAUGGAUCCAGAAGUUGCUGCACUUUAUUUCCCCAAGAAUGGGGAUGCUGUCCAAAGCAAGAACAUGAACGACGCGGGGCCGCGGUCCGCCAGUCACUCUCCGCAGUCUGUUGGGAGCUCAGGUGUUGACAGUGGAGUUGAAAGCACCUCGGAUGGAAUUCGAGAUUUGCCCUCCAUUGCCAUUUCUCUCUGUGGAGGCCUUACUGACAACAAAGAAAUAACCAAAGAAGAAUUCUUAGAACAUGCAGUAACGUAUCAGCAGUUUGUGGACAAUCCUGCUAUCAUUGACGACCCUAACCUUGUGGUUAAGAUUGGAAAUAAGUACUACAACUGGACAACAGCUGGUCCCCUUCUGCUGGCAAUGCAGGCAUUCCAGAAACCUUUGCCAAAGGCCACUGUGGAAUCUAUAAUGAGGGACAAGAUGCCCAAAAAAGGUGGAAGGUGGUGGUUUUCAUGGCGAGGGAGGAACAGCACUAUUAAAGAGGAAACAAAGCCAGAGCAAGGUAUGAGUGGGGGUGGACUUACAGGAGAAGACUCUUCACAGAUGAGCAUGGCAAACAGAAUAAAAGAUGAAUCUUCUUCAAGCGACGAAGACCCUAGAGCUGCCAAACAAAACCUCGGGUCAUUACAAACCAGCUCAAGUCAUCUCUCAUUAUUGUCUGGAAUCAGUUACAAAAAAACGCUUCGACUCACUUCUGACCAGCUUAAAAGCUUAAAGCUGAAGAAUGGCCCCAAUGAUGUGACCUUUAGUGUUACAACACAGUAUCAAGGCACUUGCCGCUGCGAAGGCACCAUUUACCUAUGGAAUUGGGAUGAUAAAGUUGUUAUUUCGGACAUUGACGGAACAAUCACACGGUCAGAUACUUUAGGUCAUAUUUUGCCAACUCUUGGCAAAGACUGGACACACCAAGGGAUUGCGAAGUUGUACCAUAAAGUGAGCCAAAAUGGAUAUAAAUUUUUGUAUUGCUCAGCACGUGCUAUUGGAAUGGCAGACAUGACCAGAGGAUACUUGCACUGGGUCAAUGAACGAGGAACUGUGCUGCCUCAAGGGCCAGUGUUGCUGAGUCCAAGCAGCUUAUUCUCAGCUUUUCACAGGGAGGUGAUAGAAAAGAAGCCAGAAAAAUUUAAAGUUCAGUGUUUGACAGACAUCAAGAAUUUGUUUUACCCUAACACAGAACCCUUUUAUGCUGCUUUUGGAAACAGACCUGCU
Molecule: messenger RNA, 2268 nt
Organism: Phaethon lepturus (White-tailed tropicbird)
Lineage: Eukaryota; Metazoa; Chordata; Aves; Phaethontiformes; Phaethontidae
Gene: LPIN1
Product: lipin 1
Exons: 16
Biological process (GO): fatty acid catabolic process; positive regulation of transcription by RNA polymerase II; cellular response to insulin stimulus
Cellular component (GO): nucleus; mitochondrial outer membrane
Molecular function (GO): transcription coactivator activity; phosphatidate phosphatase activity
Source: RefSeq, a predicted model, not a curated record